GUUGCCUCAUGUCCUGGUAGUGGCCACUACUGGGUCCAUCCUCUUGAUGUGCAUACCUGAGUGUUUAUCUCUCUUCAGCCUCUGGAGCACUAUUUUGAAGAAUGUCUGGAAGUUUCUACUUCGUGAUAGUUGGUCAUCAUGAUAAUCCCAUAUUUGAAAUGGAAUUUCUACCUCCUGGAAAAGUAGAGUCUAAGGAUGAUCAUCGUCAUCUCAACCAGUUCAUUGCCCAUGCUGCUCUUGACCUAGUGGAUGAGAACAUGUGGCUUUCUAACAACAUGUAUUUGAAGACCGUGGACAAGUUUAAUGAAUGGUUUGUUUCUGCUUUUGUCACAGCUGGACAUAUGAGAUUUAUAAUGCUUCAUGAUGUAAGGCUAGAAGAUGGAAUUAAGAACUUCUUUAAUGAUGUAUAUGAGUUGUACAUAAAGUUUGCAAUGAAUCCAUUUUAUGAACUCAAUUCCCCUAUUCGAUCUACUGCCUUUGAAAGGAAAGUCCAGUUCCUUGGGAAGAAACAUCUUUUAAGCUGAAUAAAUAAAUUUGCUGAGUGAGUGUUUUUUCCAUACAUUCCUGACUUUUUGAACUGUUACUCUUCUGGUUAGUUCCCUGCAUGUUUGAUAUUCAUCUUCUGAAGACUGACAAAUUGGGUGCUGAAGGAGCUUUUAUGUCGUAUGAAGAAGUUUUAAAAUGUUAGAGGCUGCGCAGGUACAAACUGAGACAUUUGGGUGUCAAUACAUAUGCAAAGUGUAAGCCUCUUACACAGGGUGGGAGGAAAUCAGAUCUAAAUGCAAAAGAUGUCUCCAGCCAUCUGAUUUAGUAUGAGUAAAUGGGAAUUCUUGACUGUUUGGCCUAAGUGGUUAAUUUUGUUAUGAACUUUGCUACUUGCAUUCCUUCACUAGAAAACUUACUCUGCAAACUAACCAGACUAACUUCACACUUUGUGAUAGUAAAUCAGAUCUAUUUAUUAAUGUGUAAUUGUGUGUAUAUAAAGUGCUCAAUAAAAAUAAGAGGAUAGAUAGAAAAGCUGUCUCCAGUAUUUCGAGAAGCUUUGAGAAAAAAACUUAAAAGUUUAAAAGCUUAUAAUUUCAAAUUCACCAUAUGUGUAGUGCAGUACAUGUUUAGCUGCAGUAUUGCAUCAAUGAAAGGAAGUAGACCAGAACAGCCAUGUCUGCCCUAACAUUAAUUAUAAUUCACACACAAAACCCCUAAACUAAAUUUACAUGUUUAAACCCACUUCUUUCCAUUACUUUUCAAGUGCUGGAAACUUUCUUUUUGCAAAUGUAUUUAGAGUAGGAUCUCUGAACCAUGAAACUCCAUUUGUUGAGGUUUCAGAAAGGCAUUAUUUGGCCCGUCUGGCUCCUAUUCCAUUGUAAAACGUGUUAGGGACCCUUUUGCAAAACCUACCAUCAUUCCAAACCAGUAAUUUUUAAUAUGCCAUAUAUGUACCUAAUAUUUUGUUUAGGUUUACAAUCCUUUGGGUAUUCUGUUCCUUUUUGCAGCAAACCUGUGUAAGCUAUCUUCUUGCACUUUUUUUUUAAAUGUCUGAAAAGUAAUUUCCAAAGGAAGUGACAUGGUGUUCUAAGAAGUACAUUUUGCAUAGUCUGUAUAAUUAAAGGGACCACGUGUAUGUGCUAUAUGUACAGUCAGUCAUUAUUUCUACACUUACUGCUACACUGUCACUGUAAAAUAUACCACGAGAAAAAAAAGAACAUGAUACAAAGAUUGAAAUAUUUACCUUAAAUAAAACAUGGAAUUAUGCAGUA
Messenger RNA from Myiozetetes cayanensis, 1757 nucleotides. RefSeq names its product trafficking protein particle complex subunit 2 (gene TRAPPC2). Gene Ontology annotation, cellular component: nucleus; TRAPP complex; cytoplasm. The record is from RefSeq and is a predicted model, not a curated record. The coding region runs from base 102 to 524 and encodes 140 amino acids. The transcript is spliced from 5 exons. Gene Ontology annotation, biological process: endoplasmic reticulum to Golgi vesicle-mediated transport. NCBI's taxonomy places the organism in Eukaryota, Metazoa, Chordata, Aves, Passeriformes, Tyrannidae.